Molecule: messenger RNA, 3462 nt
Organism: Paramuricea clavata
Lineage: Eukaryota; Metazoa; Cnidaria; Anthozoa; Malacalcyonacea; Plexauridae
Source: the annotation of a GenBank genome assembly
AUGUCUACGUUAACCACUGAGCAAUUUAUCAAGAUUCUCGACGAGAAACUCGAGGAAAAAUUUGAGCAGAAAAUCACACCUUUAAGUCAAACGAUUGUCGAUCUCAAAAGCAAAGUCGAGCAUGUUGUGGAACAUAUAACAUUCAUAAAUGCUAAGUACGAAGAACUGUACUUAAAACUUGAAGCCUCUGAGAAGGAAAAUAAGUCGAUUAUGGAAGGUAAUAAGAUCUUGAAAAUGUCUAUUCAACAACUUGAGCGUUCAGUUACCACCCUUGAUCAAGCUCAUAAUGACCUUGAACAAUAUGGACGAAGGGAGUGUAUUGAGAUUAGCGGAAUCCGUGCUUCUGGACCAGGUCAAAGUGAAAAUGUAAACGCUGUUGUUAGUAAUGUUGGUAAGCUGAUUGGUGUUGAUGUUAAGCGAGAAGACAUAUCAGUAUGCCACCGAUUACCUCAGCUAAAAGGAUACAAAGGUAGAAGAAAGGAACCUCUGAUUAUAGUAAAAUUUGUUAGGAGAGAAGUAAAAGAAAAAUUUUACAAAGCAAGGGGUAAGCUACGAUCGAAGACAACUAAGGAUAUUGGCUACUAUGUUGAAAAUAAUAUAUAUCUUGCUGAAAGUCUCACGGAACGAAAUAAAGCUCUGUUUAGAAGCGGAUUAGAUGUGAAGAGAAACAAGAACCACAAAUUUAUUUGGACCUCUAACGGAAUCAUUUACUUGAGAAAGGAUGAAAAUAGUGAUGUUAUCAAAAUUAAAUGCAAGGAGGAUCUUCCAAAGAUUUCACUUACAAAUCGAUAAGUACUUUUUAUACACUAUUUAUAUAAUAUGACAUGCCUUCAAUGUUUAAAUGCCACCUCAAUUGUUAAUGACAGGUGUGCUGAACUCGCUAGCUCAUAUCCAUAUCUAAGUGAUGCUGCCCCUAUUAGAAAUUUACAGCACCUUUCUGACUUAGAUAUUGAUGUUGAGAUACCUUCAGCUAGUAAUUUAAAAUAUUAUAGCACUCAUGACUUCCAUAGUGAUUAUGAUAUUAGUGAGUGUUUUAAUAGUAAUCUAUGUUUUUCAGCAUUGCUUGCAAUAUUAGAAGCUUGUCUGCAAAUUUUGAUAACCUGCUUAAUAUGAUAUCUGAACUGUAUUAUUCAUUUUCACUUAUUGGUCUUAGUGAAACAAAACUCAAAGUAGAUCAGCCUCAGCUAUCAAAUAUUGAUAUAUUGGGUUAUCAAUUUAUUUCACAACCUAGUCACUCAAUGGCUGGUGGCAUUGGUUUUUAUGUCAAAAAUAGCUUAUCCUAUAAGGUAAUUUGACAACAUCAAAAGAUGAAUUUGAAGCUCUUUGGAUAGAAAUACAAAAUAAGGGAAAAGCAAGUAUAAUAUGCGGAGUAGUCUAUCGGCACCCAAGAGGUGACUUGGAUACUUUUAUUGAAUACUUAAAUUCUGGAAUUGAAAAGAUAAACCAAGAAAAUCAAAUCUGUGUCAUUAUGGGGGAUUUUAAUGUGGAUCUACUUAAGGUGGAUUCACAUCAGAAUUCUGAUAAAUUUCUUCAUACUAUGGGUUCAUACUUCUUUCAACCCCAUAUCUUGCAGCCAACUAGAAUAACUGAUCAUUCAGCCACAUUAAUUGAUAAUAUUUUUUUGAAUACCCUUGAUCAUUUUGUUAUUAGUGGCAACAUUGUAUAUGAUAUUACUGAUCAUUUACCAAAUUUCCUAAUUUUUGAUAAAUUUACUUAUAUUCCGAGUAAUAUAAAACUAUAUAAGAGAGAUUCCUCCAAAUUGAAUAUAUUCAGAUCUAAUUAAUGAUGUUCAAAAUAUCAACUGGGAUGGAGUUUUUGCCUCAGAACUUGACCCAUCUUCAAUGUUCCACUCAUUUUAUGACCGAAUCUCAGUUAUAAUAGAUAAGCAUAUACCAGUAAAGCAAAUAACACGAAAAGAACUUAAGCUAAACUCUUAAAGUGCCACUAACCCCCUAAAUUUUCUUUUCAUAAAAUCAAUAACCACUAUUUAUGGAGUACAAAAAUGAAAAAAUUGUUUUAAUCGGUUGAAUUCUCGCUAUUCUAUGGCUUCUCAAAGUUUGAAAAAUUGCCCUAAAAUCGACGCCAUUUUGUCCCACGAGCGAGCGCCGAUGAUCUGGGCUUGUGACGUCAAUUGGUGAACCGGCUGUUGUGUCAAAACAAGUGUUUACAGUGCUAGGCGAGUUUGUUAGGCAUGCGAACGGCGAGAAAAUGCCGAAAAGAUGCGUUGUUGCCGGUUGUAGCAACAUAGGAGAUAAGGAAAAAGAAUUAUCGUUGCAUGCAAUUUCUUAUUCGGGGGACGAACGGCCCGAAGCGAAAAAAAACCGAAAGAAAUGGACUGACUUCGUAAUAAGCCUCAAACGUGCAAAAUGGACGCCGACGUCGUAUUUAGUCAUAUGUUCUGAGCAUUUCAAGCCUGAGGAUUUUUUGCGACGGUUUUCCCAUGUCGAAGGUGAAAGCUUCGUUGGCAACAGAUGGCUCAAAAGGGACGAGAUUGGAAUUUGUGUAUUCCCAACAAUCAUGCCAUCAGCUGACGCACAGAAAGUUUCAGACAGAUACAAGAGAAUGGUAUGCUAAUUUUGUAUUUUAUACAUAUUUGUGCGUAACUUGAAUUUGUUUGACUAAACUGAUUUAAUUAAUAAACAUACCAUUAUAUAACAUGCUAACACUUAAACUUGAUAUACAGUAAUUGGGUAAAGCUUAUAAGAAAGACAAUUUCGUUUAGUCUGUGAGAGCUUUCUUUGUUAUUUCUGUCUUCAGCCUUGCAGAUUUUUGUAAUUUCCGUGUGCAAUUUGAUACAGUAUUAUACAGUGAUAUAAUUCUCCAUCUAUGUCUCUUGCUAUGCCUAUGUUUUAGUGAAGUCAAUAUGCCCACUGACUAUGACCCAUAGGUGUGUAUUUAAGGAUGUCUGAAGAGGGUAUCAUAUUUGACUGUCAAAAUAAUUAUAGUGAAAUAUUGAUCAAUGCAUACCAUGUACCCAUGUAUAUAUAUAUGCAUGUUUGAUUUGUACAGAUUAUGUCGAAGAAAUAUUUCAAACUUUUCUCAAUGUUACCAAAGAUGAUCUUAAAAAGGCAGCCAAGCAACUCAAAGAGUACGGUGUCUUUGCAAAGUGUUGCCCACUGCCUGUGGCCCAUAGAUAAGUUACCCAGUAUGCUUGCUGUUAAUAUAAAUCUUUUUGUUACUGUAGUUUCACUACUACGUUGUUGAACAGAGCCAAAAGAAGUCUAAAGCAGCACCAAAAUGCAGGGCAUGUGAACAACCCAUGAAAGGACACAAGUUUGUUACAGACUGUCCAAGGAAUGAAAGGAGCACAUCAUAGUGUAUUAUAUGGAUAAGGCAUUUGAGGAGGGAGGGCAUAUUGGGAGGGUUUUUUUUUCAGAAGGGCAUAUUAGGAUUAUUCAGGAUGUUGGGGAUUUAUAAUAGAGAUUGGGGCUUAUAUUACAGCAGGAAGGGUCUUAACAGAGG